AGAAAUGGGGUAGGAUCUUCUGCUGGGGGGGGUUGGACUAGAUGACCUACAAGGUCCCUUCCAACUCUAAAUUUGUAAACUCUGGCCAUGGGACCAGCCAAGAUGGCUCCUAUGCAUCCUUCCUGCUGGUUUGUUCCCCAGUUUGCAGAUGAUGGAAAGGUGCCCUUGGCAAGAUCAAAGCCUUCUCUUCUCCUCUGGCUCCGCCCCUUGUUGGUUUAGCCACACCUCCCGCGAUCUUGCGGACACCUUACCAGAGAAGGAGGGUGGUGGGGCAGGUACUUCUUGCCUCGGCGAGACUUUUGCUCUGCUAUUGGCUGCUUUUAGCCCCAGCCCACCAGCUCGUCCAAUCGCAAGGCUCGAGAUUCUUCUCCGCAUUUCUCCCAGGCCGCUGAGACCGAACCCUUUUUUUUUCUUCCCCACCCUCCUUUGUAAUACUUUUGGCCUUUGCCGGCUGCCGUCCGGACCAAGCGCGAAUCCUCUCCGGCGGGCGAAAGAAACGAGGGAGCCCGGCUUGGCGAUCGGGAAGAACGAAGCUGCACCGGGAAAGGGGGGAGGGGGCCCGCCGGCUCUCUUCCUCCGCCGCCGCGAUGUCCGUCCUCAGCUGGAAGCCGUUCGUCUACGGGGGAUUGGCCUCGCUGGUGGCUGAAUUCGGGACCUUCCCUGUGGAUCUCACCAAAACACGGCUUCAAGUCCAAGGACAAAGCAUUGAUUCCCGUUUCCGAGAGAUCAAGUAUCGGGGCAUGUUCCAUGCCUUGUUCCGCAUCUCCAGAGAAGAAGGCAUUCUAGCAUUGUACUCUGGCAUUGCACCGGCAUUAUUAAGACAAGCAUCUUACGGCACCAUAAAGAUUGGUAUAUACCAGAGUUUGAAACGACUCUUUGUGAACCGUUUAGAAGAUGAAACGUUAUUAAUCAAUGUCAUAUGUGGAGUGAUUUCAGGGGUGAUCUCCUCUGCUUUGGCUAACCCGACAGAUGUAUUAAAGAUUCGAAUGCAAGCUCAGGGCAGCCUGUUCCAGGGAGGGAUGAUCGGAAGCUUCAUAGACAUCUACCAGCAAGAAGGCACACGGGGCCUCUGGAGGGGUGUGGUUCCCACUGCUCAGCGAGCUGCUAUUGUGGUAGGAGUUGAGUUACCAGUCUAUGACAUCACUAAGAAACACUUAAUACUUUCAGGACUCAUGGGAGACACAAUUCUGACCCAUUUUAUUUCCAGUUUUACCUGUGGAUUAGCUGGUGCCAUAGCUUCGAAUCCGGUGGACGUGGUUCGAACCCGGAUGAUGAACCAGCGGGCCAUAGUGGGAAGCGUGGAGCUGUAUAGGGGAACAGUAGAUGGCCUGGUAAAGACUUGGAAGAGUGAGGGUUUCUUUGCACUUUACAAAGGCUUCUGGCCAAAUUGGUUGAGACUUGGUCCCUGGAAUAUCAUUUUUUUUAUCACCUACGAGCAGCUGAAGAGGCUCCCUUUUUAAGAUGCCGGUUUGGAUUGGUCAUCCAGCUGCCCUUCCCGUCCCCCUCCGUUCCUGCAUCUUCAUGUAUUUUUAUUUUUAUUUUGGUCUCCAUGGACUUCGUUUCGCCCUCCCAUGUGCUGAGUGCUCAGUAUUGGGAGGGCGGCUUAAGGGGGGAAGGGGAGGAUGGGUCCACAAAUACAGUAUUCAGAGCCUGGUGCGCGUGCUUUUCCCCGCCCCGCAAGGGAGACGGUGGAACACGGAGGGAGAGCACUUAGGUCUGUGUUUGUAUCUUCCAUGAAGAGAGCUGUGAGUUAAAAACCCUUUUCGUUGCCAUGUGGCUUUUGCAGCAGGCAAUUCCUCUUCCCCCUUUGGCCCGUGCCAGAGGAAAGCGGGAAAGAAGGGUGCUGCUGCAGGCCUCCUUUCAUUGCCAUAAAAACCCCAUUAAACUAUUUAUUGGAA
Messenger RNA from Pseudonaja textilis, 1898 nucleotides. RefSeq names its product solute carrier family 25 member 14 (gene SLC25A14). The record is from RefSeq and is a predicted model, not a curated record. Gene Ontology annotation, biological process: transmembrane transport. Lineage: Eukaryota; Metazoa; Chordata; Lepidosauria; Squamata; Elapidae.